Messenger RNA from Juglans microcarpa x Juglans regia, 948 nucleotides. RefSeq names its product non-specific lipid transfer protein GPI-anchored 20. Lineage: Eukaryota; Viridiplantae; Streptophyta; Magnoliopsida; Fagales; Juglandaceae. The transcript has 4 exons. The coding region runs from base 115 to 741 and encodes 208 amino acids. The record is from RefSeq and is a predicted model, not a curated record.
CUUCUCUCACACAAACAUCAAAGUCCCAAAACCCAAGCUUUUUGGUUCUUUCUCAACACGUUAAUUGUCUCGUUUCUCUAACUCCUACCCCCAAGCUCAAGUUAGAAAUUUCAUAUGGAGCUCCUUAUGCCCUGUUCACGCAUUGUUUUGAUAAUGGCCAUGGUGGUGGUCUUCAUUAUUCCUGUUUAUGGCCAGAUUAGUACCCCAUGCAACGCCUCCAUCAUUUCUAGCUUCACCCCUUGCAUGAACUUAUUAACAAAUAGCACUGCAAAUGGUACCUCACCAAGUGCAGACUGCUGCAAUUCCCUCAAGUCCCUCACAAGUGGUGGCCUGGACUGUCUGUGCCUCAUUGUAACUGGAAGCGUUCCCUUCCAAAUACCCAUCAAUCGGUCCUUGGCCAUCUCUCUCCCUCGUGCUUGUAAUAUGCCAGGCGUUCCCGUCCAAUGCAAAGCCUCUGCUGCACCUAUUCCUGCUCCAGGUCCCUUCUCGCCAGGGCCAACCCUGUCCCCCGGCCUCUCUCCAACUCCUAGUCCUAAAGCUUCUUCUGUCCCGGAACCCAUAUCACCUACUCAGGCACCAGAAUCCGACACAACACCUCUCACUCCACCAGCUCCAACAGUGGAUUCCGAAGCUCCAACUGCAACUACAGGAAGCCGCCCGGUUCUGACCCCGUCAGCUGCCAUUCCCUCUUACAGUCUCUCACCAUCCUUCCUUCUACUUGUGUUAGGAGUAUUUAUUUGAGCAACUGUUUUAGCCUGUUGUCUUUCCAGUCUGUAUGUAUGCUUUCGAUUUGGCAUUGUUGAUGAGUACUCUUUCGAGGGCAUGACUAUUAUUUGGGCUCCUUCAGAUCAUUGAGAGCCACAUAGGAUGAUUAUAUUUUAUGGGAGAAUGAAUUCUUUGUAAAAACGCAUACAUCAGUGGAAAUAAAGAUUUUAUUAUUCUACUUCA